AGGAGGGGGCCCUGGGUCACGAGGCCGCAGACUGCCGGAAAGGGCUCUCCUCCACCCCCAUCAGCGCGGACACUUGAGCAGGGGGUGUUCAAAGCCGGAGGUGAAACCCAAGCGCGAUACUGGAGGCUGCUGCUUCCCUGCCUCAGUUUCCCCCUCUGCGUGCAUCCGGGUACCUCACUCCCAGCGGCGCGCUGGGUCGGGGUCCUCAGAGACCCUGGGCCACUCCAGUGCCUGGGAGGACGUAAGGUGAGGCCCUGAGGGGUGACGGCCCUGUCCGUCGCCGGCCGGGGGCGGGGCCGUGAGGCCCCGGCUGGCUCGGAGCUCCCCGCCCGCCCGCCGGUUUCCUCCGGGGUCAGCCCGGCUCCUUAUCAGGCGCGGCCAGUCGGCCAGGGCCUUAUCUGUGCCGGCCCGGCAUCCUCCGGCGCGGCCCGGGGGUGAGAGGGAGGAAACUGGGCCGCCGGGGGCGGGGAGAGGGCGGGCCGGCCAGGAGCAGCUCACUUUCCCUCGAGGGAUCCACGCCGCCGUCGCCGGGGCCCUAGCGAGCCCGGGAAGAGGCGCGGCCCGACGUCGCUGCCGGGAGGGGGCGGCAAGCUCCCAGCGGCCCAGAGCGCAGAGGCCGGACCGGAUCAGGGCCACGGAGCCUGGCCUGCAGCCGAACCCGCAUCCUGGCCCUGCGGGACAGAGCCGGGGCUCUCACCAGGCAGCAGGACCAGCGCCGGGGUGAGCACCCCUUCGGGGUCCAUGUGCCCUCCCCAGGCCCAGACAGAGGUGGGCCCCACCAUGACUGAAAAGGCGGAAGUGGUGUGUGCCCCCAGCCCGGCGCCCGCUCCGCCCCCCAAGCCUGCCUCACCUGGGCCCCCAAAGGUGAAGGAGGUUGGCCACCGAGGCUCCUCACCCCCCAGGCUGCCCCCUGGCGUGCCAGUGAUCAGCCUGGGCCACACCAGGCCUCCAGGGGCAACCAUGGCCACCACGGAGCUGAGCACCCUGCGGCCCCCGCUGCUGCAACUCUCUACCCUGGGAACUGUCCCGCCCCCCCUGGCCCCUCACCCCUUUCUCAACAGCCUCUACAUUGGGCCGGCAGGACCUUUUGGCAUCUUUCCCAGCAGCCGGCUGAAGCGGAGACCUAGCCACUGUGAGCUGGAGCUGGCCGAGGGGCACCAGCCCCAGAAGGUGGCCCGGCGUGUGUUCACCAACAGCCGGGAGCGCUGGCGGCAGCAGAACGUGAACGGCGCCUUCGCAGAGCUCAGGAAGCUGCUGCCAACGCACCCGCCCGACCGGAAGCUGAGCAAGAACGAGGUGCUCCGCCUGGCCAUGAAAUACAUCGGCUUCCUGGUGCGGCUGCUGCGCGACCAGGCGGCCGCUCUGGCCGCGGGCCCCGCCCCGCCCGGGCCCCGCAGACGGCCAGCGCACCGAGGCCCGAACGACAGCGCCCGCCGCGGGCCGUGUCGCAGGGCCGAAGGAGUGAUGCGCUCGCAGCCCGCGCCCCCGGCCGGCCCCGACGGCAGCCCCGACGGGGCGGCCCGGCCCAUCAAGACGGAACGAGCGGCCGUGAGCCCUGAGGUGCGGUGACCUCCGCGGGCGUGGCCUCGGAGCCGAGGGGCACCGGGAACUCAGCCCGGGGCGGUCGAGAAAGGGGCGGCCGAUGCUCUGCGCCUGCUCGGGAGCGAACUCCCCGGAAGAGGGACCAGUGAGGACGUUCCCAACGGGGGAAUAGGGCCCGGGGAUCUGGAGGGGCGACUGUCGCCCGCGGGGGGCCCUGUAGGCCUUUUUACCACCCACCGCCCGCUGGAAAUGACCUUUCUCGCGUCUUCCUCCGGGGGACGAGGUCCGGGAACCAACAUGGCAGACAGGUCAUCGGACUAAAGUGGUGCCUUUUUUCCGGGGCUGGGGUCACCGAGAGAGGUGGGGAGGGACGGGGUAGGGGGCUGGGCUUUGCCCUUCUCGCCGGCGCCCCCUCCUGGAGACUCACGGAUACGCGCUCCUGGACCGCGUCUGCGGCGCGCCAGGUGCGCCGAGGGAGGCGCAGAAUGGACGCCGGGACCCACCCCCCACCGAUCCCGAAGCGGUCCCGCACGACGGCGUUAGCAAAGGCUCGGGCGCUCUUACUUUUGUUUUUCUUUAUUUCUUUAUUUCACAUACACAUUAGCCAUUCAAUGGAGAAGCCGGAGAGAGUCAGGCAAAGAUGGUGUAACAGAAGCGCAGUGACGGGGGCGGGGCGGGGCGGGGCGGGGCGGGGCGGGGCAGAGAGGGAACAGACGGGCUGGCUGCCUACUUGCAUUCCGCUAGGACACUGAAAACCCAGAAAACAAAACAGACAGUAAACUACCCUUGUUUCUUAUGUAUCUCAGUGCAGAGACGGGGGUGGAGGGCAGAGAGAGGGGGAGACCAGGCUGAAGGAAGAGGAGCGGAGGGACGGGGGACGCUAAGGGGGAAGCACACCAAAUCCAUUAGUACUAUAUAUAGAGAUACUCGUAUAUACUGCGUUUCUUAGCCUAAGAAGAAACUUGUUUGACGGGACGGGCGGCCUUUGCGGUCCGCGAUGCUGGUGCUGGUCGGGCGCACGGAUCUCCCGGGAGGGGCCGAAGCGGGGCUGGCCCAGGCUGGCUUGGGGGGGAGGGGGGCGCCCCGAGGGUGGGGGGGUGGGGGGGAGCAGAGGCGGGGCUGGGGUGCCCCUCGGGCUCUCGAUUGGGGGACGAAAUUUCUCGUGACUUUAUUGCUCCUUUAUUUUCUCUCAUGUGGGGGGGGGGGGGUCCGUUCAGCACGGUCGGGGUGAGGAAAUGGUGGGUCGUCUGAGCCACCCGGCCCCUCUGGGACCCAGAGCGCGGCGUCCGCUCCGCCAGCACGGGGGUGAGAACAAGGCACUAGGUCGGCCGGCCAGCGCGGGGGCGGGUGUGUAAGGCAGUCGACGGGGCUGGUUGCAGGGUGGGGUGGGGCUGUGUGCGGGGCCGUGUGCGUGCGUGCGUGCGGGCGCGGGCCUGGGCGAAUCGACCUGUCAGCUUGGCUGGUCCUGUCCUGGAGCUUCGAGCCUUCCUCGUGCUCCCCGGUGGGUGACGGGGCUAGGGGUAGGGGUUGGAGGAAUGAUGUUGAGUUGGGGGCGCCGGGGAAAAGGGAGGGUAACUACCAACUUGCUGAGCGCGCUCCUGAUAAUGCUGGUGAGGGUCAAGUUGGCGUCUGGCUCAAAGAAGGGCGCUCGGGGCGGAGAGGGAGAGGGAGAGGGAGAGGGAGGGAGGGGACGUUUGUUCGUUGGCAUUGACCUCUGCGGGGGAGGGGCUGGGGACCCCCCCGCCGCGCCCCCGUGCCCGGACGGGGAUGGGGCGAGGAGGGGGGCGCUGGGCCCUGGGGAGGGGGCGCCCGGGGAGACCCGCGACCAGAGCAGCCCAGCCGCCGGGCGUAUGCCGCUGUCCCGUUCCGUUAAACUCAACAAAGAAGGGAUAUGCGUGUUCCUAACAAGUGCAGGAUAUUUAAUUGAUUCAUAAACUUAUGUAUAAUAGUUUGUGGGUUUUUUUUUAAAACGUACUUUAUAACGUAAGAAGCACCAGGGUUUUUAUGUUGAAUUAUCUUAAAAAUAAUUUUCUCUCGUC
Neofelis nebulosa (Clouded leopard) is the source of this 3581-nucleotide messenger RNA. It is a transcript of the gene LYL1, whose product is annotated as LYL1 basic helix-loop-helix family member. The record is from RefSeq and is a predicted model, not a curated record. Gene Ontology annotation, biological process: regulation of transcription by RNA polymerase II. Lineage: Eukaryota; Metazoa; Chordata; Mammalia; Carnivora; Felidae. Gene Ontology annotation, molecular function: protein dimerization activity; RNA polymerase II cis-regulatory region sequence-specific DNA binding; DNA-binding transcription factor activity, RNA polymerase II-specific. The transcript is spliced from 4 exons. The coding region runs from base 742 to 1569 and encodes 275 amino acids.